AUGACCAGCGGGCCCUUGAAAUUCUUCAACUUGGCUCUUCUAGUGACUGGAUACUCGCUGGGAUUCGCUGUACUCGACACCCACAUGUUCCCUGUAGCCGCCCGGUUCAUUGGUCGAGGCCGUUGUCCUCCCCCUGCCAAGCCAGGCCUGGAAGUUCUUUUCCUCAAUGAAGGGCAGACGACAACAAAGAACUGGCUCUGUCUGGUGACCUUAUCGAUAAAGAGAAGCAAGGAGCCGAAUGCCUCUUCUGCUCCUGGAUUGGACUGGACUCUUUGUGCUCAUCUAAACGAUGCUGAAAAGAGCCUAGAAUUUCACGCGAGUGUGGCAAGCGAUGGAUCCAUCGUUUUGGACGCCAAUGCAAGGUACGAACGGUUAUCACGCACAAAAGGGACAAGCCCAAGCCCCCAAUCCUAA
Fusarium oxysporum Fo47 is the source of this 414-nucleotide messenger RNA. RefSeq lists its product as uncharacterized. The record is from RefSeq and is a predicted model, not a curated record. The transcript has a single exon. NCBI's taxonomy places the organism in Eukaryota, Fungi, Ascomycota, Sordariomycetes, Hypocreales, Nectriaceae. The coding region runs from base 1 to 414 and encodes 137 amino acids.